This is a messenger RNA of Tachysurus vachellii, 1017 nucleotides long. Its product is annotated as odorant receptor 131-2-like. Lineage: Eukaryota; Metazoa; Chordata; Actinopteri; Siluriformes; Bagridae. The coding region runs from base 1 to 966 and encodes 321 amino acids. The record is from RefSeq and is a predicted model, not a curated record. Gene Ontology annotation, cellular component: membrane. Gene Ontology annotation, biological process: G protein-coupled receptor signaling pathway. The transcript has a single exon. Gene Ontology annotation, molecular function: G protein-coupled receptor activity.
AUGGCAUUCAGUAAUGAUAGCAAAGAGGAAGUUUUACUGAUAUAUCAGCAAAUAUUCCAGGUUGGACUGACUGAGGGACCAAUAUCAAAAGUCACUUUUUCAAUAUUAAUGUCUCUGUUCUUUAUCUAUUUGAAUGCUAUCAUGGUUUAUACUCUUAGGAGUAAGCCUGUUUUUAAAGAGACGCCACGCUACAUUCUGUUUACACACAUGCUUCUAAAUGACUCGAUACAUCUCCUUUUUUCCUCUUUGUUGUAUAUUUUAGGUCUGGCUUAUCUCAAGUUAGUCUUGGCUACUUGUGCUUUUUUGGUUUUUGUUUCUGCUACAACUUUUAAUAACGCACCUUUAAACCUUGCUGUGAUGUCACUAGAGCGUUAUGUGGCUAUACGCUUUCCUCUAAGACAUGCUGAAAUAGCCACUCAGAAAAGAACUUAUAUUGCCAUUGGAAUUAUUUGGUUUAUUGGUUCUAUAAACUUCAUAAUUGACUUGCUGUAUGGAGUAGUGACGGAUUCCAGCCUUUUCACAACACAAAUAUUUUGCACAAGAGAAAGACUUUUCUUAAAGCAAUGGCAGGUAGAUGUUUAUCGAGGCGUUAGCAUAUUCUACUUUGUGUCAGUGUCUGUGAUCAUCAUUUUCACUUAUAUCAGCAUAUUGAUCACAGCCUGGUCCAUUUCAUCCAAUAAAGACUCUGCUGCAAAAGCUCACAAGACCGUGCUGCUGCACCUCAUUCAGCUGGUGCUGUGCCUCACCUCUUUUCUCUACAGCAUUAUAGAGCGAGCUGCAGCAAUGGCUGGCAGCAGCAGCCUCUUUUUGGAUUUGCGUUAUCUGAAUUAUUUAUUUGUGCUGAUCUUGCCACGUUGCCUAAGCCCACUCAUCUAUGGACUGAGAGACGAUGCUGUACGACCUUUAUUUAUCUACUACUUCCGCUUUGGUACAUGCAUUCACAAGUCUACAGUCAAUGUACGCUGAAUUGAAGCAAUGUUCAGAUGCUUAAGCAUGCUUGUUAACUUUUAUUUAAGA